CAUGAUUAUUCAUCAAGAAAUGUCAAAAUACACCAUUUUAUGUUUUUCUCAAGCUCUUCUCUCAUGGAAGUAGAUAAAGAAGAGAUCCCAGAGAUGCAAAAUCCUUUUCAAUCCGAAGAAGAUGAAGAAGAAACCUCGUUAGGAAAGAGAAAGAUAAGUUCGAUUGUGAAGACAGAAGAUGAAAGGGAAGUGAAGAGAAUAGCCUUCUUUUCCCAAGAACCUCCAGUGAUAGAAGACGACGAAGAAGACAUGGAUAUGAUCGAGGAUUAUCAAGAAAGAGAGGUUCAUAGAGAUAUCAUGGAAGAUAAUGUUCCUGAAGAAGAGUGUGUUGUUGACUUUGAAGGAUUCUUUUGAAACCUACCUUUUCUUGGCAUCUGCGUCACUUUUUCUAUCUUUGCUUGGCUGCUUCCUAUGUUUUGUAACUUUUAAUUAUUUUGGUAACUAAGAAAUUAUAUGCCUUAAACCCAUAAUUCCUUGGAUUAGAGACACAGAGGAGAUUAAGUAUCAGCGGUAUUCGAACUGAUCUCUCCUUUGGAUGGCCAUGG
Eutrema salsugineum is the source of this 545-nucleotide messenger RNA. RefSeq lists its product as uncharacterized. The record is from RefSeq and is a predicted model, not a curated record. The transcript is spliced from 2 exons. NCBI's taxonomy places the organism in Eukaryota, Viridiplantae, Streptophyta, Magnoliopsida, Brassicales, Brassicaceae. Bases 40 to 354 code for a protein of 104 amino acids.